Messenger RNA from Aspergillus glaucus CBS 516.65, 391 nucleotides. RefSeq lists its product as uncharacterized. The record is from RefSeq and is a predicted model, not a curated record. Lineage: Eukaryota; Fungi; Ascomycota; Eurotiomycetes; Eurotiales; Aspergillaceae. The coding region runs from base 166 to 336 and encodes 56 amino acids. The transcript has a single exon.
GGAGCCCUCCCACUUCUAUUUCUGCCGAGAGGGCCGUCGUAUGUCCCGAACCGGGACCAGGAUCUUUCCGUGGAAAAAUCCGCCCCUCGACGUUAAAUAGAGUGUUACAGACCUUGUCGUGUCAGACUCACGUGAUGACGCGGGGAGUUAAGAAAGAAUUAUUGGAUGAUGGUUGAUGAUGGAUAUGCAGGAAGCGACAGGGAUCAAGUUGAUAUCCGAACAGGUCACGUGACAUGGUAUAUGGUAUACGGCGUGGUAUACAGGAUGGUAUAUGGUAUAUGGUAUAUGGUAUACACCGUGGCACAUGAAUUGGUAUACGGACCAAAAGAUAUAUAAGGACGCUCAUCCAUGUACUUAGCUUAGUUCUUCGCGAUCAAUUUCAAGUCUUACA